AUGGCUAUUGCUCAAAAAUGGGCAAAUGCUGUCCACGGAAACACGGUUGUUGUUCAACCUUCUGCUGCCCUUAUGGAACGCACGCUGUUUGUUAUCGACACGGAUGCUGUCCCAGUUAUGCACCCAAACUUUGUGGGAACAAGUGUUAUCGUGCGGGCACAAUAUGUUGACCGGACUUUGGCUAUUGCGAAGCGGUAUUUGUUGCCAGGGUUUUGUGCUCCCAAGGACAACUUGUUAUUAACAUUAUUGUCGCGGCCGCCCAUGUCUGUUACGGGCGUAGACGGAGAGACCUUAUCAAUAUAA
Messenger RNA from Paraglomus brasilianum, 303 nucleotides. The record is from the annotation of a GenBank genome assembly. NCBI's taxonomy places the organism in Eukaryota, Fungi, Glomeromycota, Glomeromycetes, Paraglomerales, Paraglomeraceae.